Molecule: messenger RNA, 2760 nt
Organism: Homo sapiens (human)
Lineage: Eukaryota; Metazoa; Chordata; Mammalia; Primates; Hominidae
Gene: NOP2
Product: NOP2 nucleolar protein
Exons: 17
Coding region: 90-1976 (628 amino acids)
Biological process (GO): RNA processing
Cellular component (GO): nucleus; nucleolus
Molecular function (GO): methyltransferase activity; RNA binding; S-adenosylmethionine-dependent methyltransferase activity
Source: RefSeq, marked validated
GUGGCGAGUGCCGGCCGAAAGCUAGGUCCGGAUUGCACGUGGAGGGCCGCCCGAAGGGCACUCUCGGACAUUAACCCGCAUUCUGUACCAUGGGGCGCAAGUUGGACCCUACGAAGGAGAAGCGGGGGCCAGGCCGAAAGGCCCGGAAGCAGAAGGGUGCCGAGACAGAACUCGUCAGAUUCUUGCCUGCAGUAAGUGACGAAAAUUCCAAGAGGCUGUCUAGUCGUGCUCGAAAGAGGGCAGCCAAGAGGAGAUUGGGCUCUGUUGAAGCCCCUAAGACAAAUAAGUCUCCUGAGGCCAAACCAUUGCCUGGAAAGCUACCAAAAGGAGCUGUCCAGACAGCUGGUAAGAAGGGACCCCAGUCCCUAUUUAAUGCUCCUCGAGGCAAGAAGCGCCCAGCACCUGGCAGUGAUGAGGAAGAGGAGGAGGAAGACUCUGAAGAAGAUGGUAUGGUGAACCACGGGGACCUCUGGGGCUCCGAGGACGAUGCUGAUACGGUAGAUGACUAUGGAGCUGACUCCAACUCUGAGGAUGAGGAGGAAGGUGAAGCGUUGCUGCCCAUUGAAAGAGCUGCUCGGAAGCAGAAGGCCCGGGAAGCUGCUGCUGGGAUCCAGUGGAGUGAAGAGGAGACCGAGGACGAGGAGGAAGAGAAAGAAGUGACCCCUGAGUCAGGCCCCCCAAAGGUGGAAGAGGCAGAUGGGGGCCUGCAGAUCAAUGUGGAUGAGGAACCAUUUGUGCUGCCCCCUGCUGGGGAGAUGGAGCAGGAUGCCCAGGCUCCAGACCUGCAACGAGUUCACAAGCGGAUCCAGGAUAUUGUGGGAAUUCUGCGUGAUUUUGGGGCUCAGCGGGAGGAAGGGCGGUCUCGUUCUGAAUACCUGAACCGGCUCAAGAAGGAUCUGGCCAUUUACUACUCCUAUGGAGACUUCCUGCUUGGCAAGCUCAUGGACCUCUUCCCUCUGUCUGAGCUGGUGGAGUUCUUAGAAGCUAAUGAGGUGCCUCGGCCCGUCACCCUCCGGACCAAUACCUUGAAAACCCGACGCCGAGACCUUGCACAGGCUCUAAUCAAUCGUGGGGUUAACCUGGAUCCCCUGGGCAAGUGGUCAAAGACUGGACUAGUGGUGUAUGAUUCUUCUGUGCCCAUUGGUGCUACCCCCGAGUACCUGGCUGGGCACUACAUGCUGCAGGGAGCCUCCAGCAUGUUGCCCGUCAUGGCCUUGGCACCCCAGGAACAUGAGCGGAUCCUGGACAUGUGUUGUGCCCCUGGAGGAAAGACCAGCUACAUGGCCCAGCUGAUGAAGAACACGGGUGUGAUCCUUGCCAAUGACGCCAAUGCUGAGCGGCUCAAGAGUGUUGUGGGCAACUUGCAUCGGCUGGGAGUCACCAACACCAUUAUCAGCCACUAUGAUGGGCGCCAGUUCCCCAAGGUGGUGGGGGGCUUUGACCGAGUACUGCUGGAUGCUCCCUGCAGUGGCACUGGGGUCAUCUCCAAGGAUCCAGCCGUGAAGACUAACAAGGAUGAGAAGGACAUCCUGCGCUGUGCUCACCUCCAGAAGGAGUUGCUCCUGAGUGCUAUUGACUCUGUCAAUGCGACCUCCAAGACAGGAGGCUACCUGGUUUACUGCACCUGUUCUAUCACAGUAGAAGAGAAUGAGUGGGUGGUAGACUAUGCUCUGAAAAAGAGGAAUGUGCGACUGGUGCCCACGGGCCUAGACUUUGGCCAGGAAGGUUUUACCCGCUUUCGAGAAAGGCGCUUCCACCCCAGUCUGCGUUCUACCCGACGCUUCUACCCUCAUACCCACAAUAUGGAUGGGUUCUUCAUUGCCAAGUUCAAGAAAUUUUCCAAUUCUAUCCCUCAGUCCCAGACAGACGGUGUCUUGCUUUGUCGCUCAGGCUGGACUGCAGUGGUGCAAUCUCAGCUCAUUGCAACCUCCACCUUCCAGGUUCAAGCGAUUCUUGUGCCUCAGACUCCCAAGUAGCUAGGAUUACAGGAAAUUCUGAAACAGCCACACCUACAAAUGUAGACUUGCCUCAGGUCAUCCCCAAGUCUGAGAACAGCAGCCAGCCAGCCAAGAAAGCCAAGGGGGCUGCAAAGACAAAGCAGCAGCUGCAGAAACAGCAACAUCCCAAGAAGGCCUCCUUCCAGAAGCUGAAUGGCAUCUCCAAAGGGGCAGACUCAGAAUUGUCCACUGUACCUUCUGUCACAAAGACCCAAGCUUCCUCCAGCUUCCAGGAUAGCAGUCAGCCAGCUGGAAAAGCCGAAGGGAUCAGGGAGCCAAAGGUGACUGGGAAGCUAAAGCAACGAUCACCUAAAUUACAGUCCUCCAAGAAAGUUGCUUUCCUCAGGCAGAAUGCCCCUCCCAAGGGCACAGACACACAAACACCGGCUGUGUUAUCCCCAUCCAAGACUCAGGCCACCCUGAAACCUAAGGACCAUCAUCAGCCCCUUGGAAGGGCCAAGGGGGUUGAGAAGCAGCAGUUGCCAGAGCAGCCUUUUGAGAAAGCUGCCUUCCAGAAACAGAAUGAUACCCCCAAGGGGCCUCAGCCUCCCACUGUGUCUCCCAUCCGUUCCAGCCGCCCCCCACCAGCAAAGAGGAAGAAAUCUCAGUCCAGGGGCAACAGCCAGCUGCUGCUAUCUUAGAUGGUUGAAAACUAGACGGGUGGCUCACUGCCAUUGUCACCAGGUUGGAACUCUUGCCUCUGUGAGGAUGCCUUCUCUACUGUGCAUACCCAUGAAAUUUAAUACACAUUUUAAAACCUCUG